AUGAAAUGCCACUACGAAGUGUUGGAAGUUAGCCGAAACGCUGAUGAUGACAUUAUCAAGAAAAAUUACAGGUCUAUUCUGCCAAAAUUAAUUUUAUAUACUUACAAUUUUGUUUCCACUCAGACAAAUCAGUUCGAAUCUAAAUAGGUUGCGUUAUAAACUAAAAUCAUCUAAUUAGAUUCGCAAUUUGUCUAAUUAGAUGUGAAAACCCGUUCGCGAAUCUAAAUAGAUUCGAUUUGAAAUUUUCAUAAUUAGACGUCCUUUUUUUGCGAAUCUAAUUAGACUAGCAUUAGAUUUGAAAAUGUUAUAAUUAGACUUGGUCUUUUUUGCGAAUCUAAAGAGGUUGCGUUAGAAACUAAAAUCAUCUAAUUAGACGUGGCCACGGUCUCCAGAGCUGACAAUGGGCGCAAGUGCUCCCCACCCAAUAGAGCGAUACAAUGACGCGAAAUUUAAAUUUUAACAGCAAAAUUAGUGUUUUUUGCCAGAUUAGCCACAAAAAACCGAUAAUUUCUCAUUUGCCUCUCGAUAGACCGAUUGUAUAGGCUAUUACGAAUUUCUUAAGCGCAAGAGCGUUAAAUUUGGUCAAGUCGCAAAUCAAAUUUAUCCGUUUGAAUGUUUUUGGCUAAAACUGCGUGAAUUUCAGUUGCUUUUCGGUAAUUUUCGCGGUUCGAGCGCUCAAGAUGCUUGUAUUUAUGUGAUUUAUCAUUCUCAAAACCAAUUCUGUCUGAAAACGGUUUUUAAAAAACGCAAAAUGAAAAGUGCGGUUUUCCAAAACGUCAUUAAUUCUGAGAAUUAGUGUGUUUUCAUGUCGAACAAUCAUUUUUCAUCGCCUUUGACCCCAAAAAUCAGAGAAAACCUGCUCAAUUCAUGAAAACGCCAUUUGGCCGAGGCCACGCCAUAUUGUCAGCUCUGGAGACCGUGCGUGGUGUUAUCUAAUUUGUUCUAAUUAGAUUCGAAUUGAUUUGUCUGACUAUGAGUACCAUAUAUUUCUUAUAGAAAACUUGCACUGAAAUGGCAUCCUGAUAAGAAUCCUGACAACAUUCAAGAGUGUACUUCCCAAUUUCGGUUAAUUCAACAAGCAUUCGACGUGCUGAGCGAUUCCCGGGAGCGGGAAUUCUAUGACAGACAUAGAGAAAGUAUUUUGAAAGGAGCCAACACGGAUUUUGAGGAACAAUCCGUUGACCUCUUUCCAUAUUUCAGCGCCGCGUGUUACAAUGGUUAUGGAGAUGACAAAACGGUGAGAUUUUCUUUUAAGCUUUGAGUAAAGUAUGUUUUCAGGGUUUCUACUCAGUCUAUCGGAAGGUUUUCAACAUUCUUGUAACCGAAGAGUACGAUCCUUACAACGAAAUCAACACUGUCUACCCCGAGUUUGGGGACAAACGCAGCGAUUGUGAAAGCGUUGUGAAUAAGUUUUAUGGCUUCUGGAGUUCGUUCUCAACGAGCCGAUCUUUUGCUUGGCUUGAUCACUAUGAUAUUACACAAGCAUCAAAUCGUUACGAAUCGAGGCAAAUUGAUCAAGAAAACAAAAAGUUUAGAGAUGCCGGAAAGCAAGAAAGAAAUGAUCAAAUUAGAGUGAGAUUCAAUUUUGAGUGAACCUAAAACUCUUGUGGUGUUUGCAGCAAUUGGUGGCUUUUGUUAGAAAACGUGAUCCUCGCGUCAAAGCUUACAGAGAGCUUCUCGAGCAAAAAAAAGAAGAGUCGCGCGCGAAGCAAGAAGAAAAUAGGAAGAAACAAAUUGCGAAGAAUCAGCAGUUCGACCUAAUCUAUUUAGAAUUUCAAUCAGAACAAAUCAUUACAGACUGGCAAAUUCCUAUUUAAACGACAAAGAAGCGGAAGCCGCUCGGCUUGCUCAUUUGAUCGAAAUCAGUGUCAAAAUGGCUGAAGAUUACGAUACUUGUAGCGAUGAAUGUGAUGAAGAAGGCGAGGAACUUCCGUACUGCGUCGCCUGUAGUAAAUCUUUCAAGACCGUGUAUGUUAAACUAAAAAAUUCAACAUCAUAAUUUUUAAUUCAUCCACAGCAAUGCAAAGCUGAACCAUGAAAAUUCGAAGCAACACAUGAAGCAGCUUAUUGAACUCAAGAAACACAUGAAAGAGGAGGACGCGACGCUAUUCGAAGCUCAGGAAGAUCCGAUGAAUAGUGAAGAUCAGAAGCAGAGAGGGAAGAAAAACAAACGGAAAGAUCGCAAAAAAAAAAACGGAAUUUUUGAUAUUGAUGAAGAUUGUACAUCUGCUGAAUACAUUACUGUUUUGGAAGCUCCUGUAGAAUUUGAACAGCCAAACACGGAAGAGGAGAAGCCGGCUGCAGAAGUAAAAAAAGAGAAAAAGAAACGAAGAGGUUAGUCCACGGAAGACUUCAGUUUCGUAUAAUAAUAAAAAACUAUUAUUCAGCUGAAAAGAACGCAAGUCAGGGAGUAGUAGAUGCCGAACACAUAAUUUCUGAACCAAAAUCUUCAACCUGUGACCGAUGCAAAGAGAUUUUCGACAGCCGGACAAAGCUUUUUUCUCAUCUGGAGGAGGCCGGUCAUGCCACGCUACUUGUCACUAAACCAUCUGCACAGAAGAAAAAAAAUAAAAAAGGAAAACGAGGAACUUCUGAUGACUGGUAACCCUUUUUUCAUCAUAAGCUUGUUUCUAGGUUUUUGAUUAAAUUCUUUUAUUGCUUCAUGCUAAUUUCUUUUUUUGUUGUUAGCGUUCUAUUCUACUUUCAGAAAUGUUCGCUUGA
Messenger RNA from Caenorhabditis sp. 36 PRJEB53466, 2721 nucleotides. NCBI's taxonomy places the organism in Eukaryota, Metazoa, Nematoda, Chromadorea, Rhabditida, Rhabditidae. The record is from the annotation of a GenBank genome assembly.